GUGCAGAUGAGGACUCGCUCGAGCUUCACAUGGUGCGGCUGGAACUGGAGGAUGUGGAGAAGCAGAUCCGCGGCCUACUCGACAAGCAGGCCCAGCUGCUGGAGCGACAAACUGCGCUGGAAACAUCUUGUGCCUCUGCCCAUAUAUCCAAGGGACCGUGCACCUAGGACUUUCCCAGCCGUGGUCUCCGUCACGCCGGCGCCAACACACCUCGGGCCUUGGGUGAACCAGCGGCGGAAGGCGCGGGCUGGACCCUCUCCACCUCCGGUGUUCGAGAUUCCAACCAGGAACCGCUUCGCCCCUCUCCGCCAGACCAGACCCAACGCUGUGAUCGUCGGGGACUCCAUUGUGCGGAACGUCCGUGUAGCCUCAUCUAAAGGUAAGGUGCGCACACACUGUUUUUCUGGUGCUUGUGUCCUUGAUGUCGCUGCGCAGGUAUCCGGGAUCCUGAAGAAGGACGAGCGCAUUGGAGCGGUUGUGCUGCACGCGGGGACGAACGACACCAGGCUGCGGCAGACGGAGGUUCUGAAGAGGGACUUCUCCAGCCUGAUCGAGACGGUACGAGGCAGAUCACCCACCGCGAAGAUCAUCGUCUCUGGACCUCUUCCCACAUACAGACGUGGAGCAGAAAAGUUCAGUAGACUUCUAGCAUUAAAUGAUUGGUUAGUCUCUUGGUGUAAUGAGCAGAAUCUGGUGUUUGUCAAUAACUGGAAUCUGUUCUGGGAGCGUCCUAGGUUGUUUCGUCCUGAUGGCCUGCACCCCAGCAGCCUUGGAGCGGAACUGCUAUCAGACAACAUUUCCAAGGCGCUACACUCCAAGUGACUGCCUACCGUAAGUACAUCUUCCAAUAAUAACAACAUUCAGUAUAAUCAAUGUUCAAUUAAAAAUCCGGCACCGGUAGUACAUACUAUAGAGACUGUGUCUGUUCCCCGAGCUAUACAAAUAUAUAGAAAAUCUCGGAAAGUCUAUCU
Messenger RNA from Ictalurus furcatus (blue catfish), 971 nucleotides. RefSeq lists its product as uncharacterized. The transcript is spliced from 2 exons. The record is from RefSeq and is a predicted model, not a curated record. Bases 7 to 822 code for a protein of 271 amino acids. NCBI's taxonomy places the organism in Eukaryota, Metazoa, Chordata, Actinopteri, Siluriformes, Ictaluridae.